Molecule: messenger RNA, 2809 nt
Organism: Pararge aegeria (speckled wood butterfly)
Lineage: Eukaryota; Metazoa; Arthropoda; Insecta; Lepidoptera; Nymphalidae
Gene: Phyhd1
Product: phytanoyl-CoA dioxygenase domain-containing protein 1
Exons: 6
Coding region: 160-1032 (290 amino acids)
Source: RefSeq, a predicted model, not a curated record
UACUCAUCGCUCCGGUAUUUGGCAAGCGUUGUAUGAUUAUACAUCGAUAGUUCAGUGUAGUAGGAACUUGUCUACAGUUAAGAUAAAUUCGAUUCAUAAUUUAGUUGUGCUUCGCUUUCUGAGACCCACAGUUGGCUUGUAUCUGUAUAAACAAUCAACAUGCGCAAUACUAUACGGAACCAGCUGGAGCAGGAUGGCUACGUGGUGCUGGAAGACUUCCUCCGACCGGCCGAGUGUGAAGAGUUGGUUGCUGCUGGCCUGGAGUUAACCAAGCAAGCCCCUGACUCCACGGAGAAGUCGAUCUUCUCCACCAUCGAAGGAGAAAGACAGCAACUAAAAGACUCAUAUUUCCUGGAGAGCAAUGACAAGAUCAGCUUCUUCUUCGAGGCCGGUGCCUUGGGGUCUGACUCAAAGCUGCAAGUUGACCCGAGUGUGUCAUUAAAUAAGGUUGGCCACGCUCUGCAUUUGCUGCAUCCGAUCUUCAGGUGCUACACAUUUAGCGACAGGGUUAAAGCUGUGUGCCAGGAGUUAAACUUUCUAGAGCCUUCAGUUGUACAGAGCAUGUACAUUUACAAAAACCCGGGAUUGGGCGGUGAAGUGUCAGCCCACCAAGACGCUUCAUAUUUAUACACAGAUCCUAUCCCCCCAAUCGGGUUCUGGAUAGCUUUAGAAGAUGCCACAGUUCAGAAUGGGUGUCUUUGGAUGGCGCCAGGCUCUCACAAAUCAGGAGUCCAUAGGAGGUUGAUUCGCAACCCAGAUAAACAGUCUAAAGAAGCACUGAUUUAUGACAGAGGAGCCCCCGUGUAUCCACAGUCUGCUUUCACCGCUGUGCCUGUAAGCAAAGGCACCUGUAUCCUAAUACACGGAAACGUGGUGCAUAAAAGCGCGCACAACAAAUCAGAUAAGAGCCGUCACGCCUACACUUUCCACGUCAUCGAAAAGCAUAACAACAACUAUUCGCCCGACAAUUGGCUGCAGGAAGGCAAGAACGCGCCCUUCAUGAACCUCUACACCACACCGCAAAUAGAGUAAAAUUUAUUGUAAAACGAGGAAUUUAUCAAAAACUUAAUAUGCAACGUGUAAAUGAAAACCGAAAUAAUACUUCAUAGGCUUUAGAGGUACAUAAUUUACUGUAGCUAAGACUUAUCUGUGAAACCGAACAGUUUAAGUUGCUAUAGUUUUUUUUUAAAGGAAUCAUAUACCCCCCUAACGCCACAUGCAAAAGUUAAAUCAAGUAACUCCUGUCAUUUUAUUAGGUACGCGUUGCGUUGCGUAGGUACUAUGCACGUGUCGGUCUUUUAUCGUCAAUAGGUUUGUCGUUAGUAAACAUUGCUAAUGUGUUGAAUUAAUCGUAUGGAAAAAUAAAUACGCUUCUAUUGAUUUAAUAUUUUUACAGGGCGACUCCUUAUGAAGAACUUAUGAAAUCACUAUAAGUGAUAAGGCCGCCUUUGUUACACAAAUUUAAAUGACUUGUACCUUUGUUCUCUUUUAUUUAUUUCUGAUUUGUUCUUGUGUGCAAUGAUAAAGUAUUUUUGAUUGAUUGAAAUAUACUUCUGCAUCCUUCAACAGUAUUUCGUAAUUCCGUUACACGUUGUAUAAUUUUGUAACAUAAAAUCUACGGGACACGUAACUCAGCAGUUAUCUCUGACACAUCCUUCUUUGCAUGUGCAUAUAUGCAUAUGUAUAUAUAUAUAUAUACAGUUCAUUAGCAUUGCCGUAACAGCAUUAUUUGUUUCGUGACACUGGGAAAAAUCUGCUGAAAACAAGAUAAUAGACAGGAAAUGAGGUUAUGGGAGGCUCAGAUACACGUAUCGGGAGGCUCAGAUAUCUCCUAACAAUGCGCGGCGCCCUUACAGUCUCGUCGCGGAGGACAUAAAGGGAGCAUUAAACACAACUAAACAGUACUUAAUUACUUGUAUACUUUAUAGAGCUUCAACUGUUACGAUUUAACUUCAUUGGAUCCCAUUAGAAUAUCGGCCUUUGUAAGUCACACAACGUUAAGCACAAUUAAACAAAUUAAAAAGAAACCUACCGGUAAUAGAUUUACCUAGUGCUCCGAUUAGAUGUCGCCUAGAAACAGUAUGCUUCCAGAUUAAGGUAUACCUGUUGGCCUUUGCAACUGGAUCUCUGAUUGUUUGAGGGAAUGGUCUUUUCGAGUGGUUGUUGAUGGCCACUCUUCUGACCUUAUGGCUAUCAAUGCCGGUGUACCUUAGGGAUCUGUCCUAUCGCUGCUCUUUUUCUGUUGCACAUCAUAGAUCUACUGAAUCCCAGUAUCUUUGGGGCAGCUGAUGACAGGAGAAGUACAUAUCCAGAGCUACGGCCAGUGCUAAUGAUAUCCUGGAGACUUGAGAGUCCUUGGUAGAGAGAAUUGUUUAAUACAUCCAGGUUACGUGUCCAGUCGAUUUGUGGUCCAAAUAGAUUAAAAGUAAGAUUUUAUUAAAGAGAAGGUCCCUCUGGGAGCUAAAUAUAUUUUAUUUGAUACUUUUGAUUGUACGAAGAAGUAAUGUUAUAUCACUAAUAAUAAGCAUUAAAUUGUUUUAAAGUAAAUUGAGCCGGAUCCAUGCCUACGUCAAACAAACACAUAACUGACUUUUUUUUUUAUCAUAAUAAUUAACCAAAUACCAUGAUGCUAUGAUAGACAGAAUAACACUGCAAAAGGUAUGCAAGGCACACAGCCUACAAAAUGCCGCUGUUAUUACAGGCAUGUGCCUGUAAUUACAUCGGCUACCACGCCCUUCAGAACGAAACACAGUUUCAGAUUUUUGUUGAUUGCAACGACAAUACGUUCCGAAUAACACUGCAAAAGGUA